UUACUGUGUUCCUUUUCACGUAAUUUAUCCAGUUGUAAGUUUGUCCCCCUCGAAUCGAAACAUGGCUGCCGUCAAACUGUCAAAAGAUAUAGCUAAAGUGUUUGUGAACUCCUUUGACACGGUGUUAUUUGACUGCGACGGUGUGCUGUGGGCCGGAAGUAAAGUUUUAUAUCGUGCAGUUGAAACAGUAAACUAUUUGAAAGGCAAUGGCAAACAAAUCUUCUAUGUAACAAAUAACAGCACCAAAACGAGAGCUCAAUAUCUUGAAAAACUGACAAAGUUGGGGUUUAAUGCAGAUGAAAAAGAAAUUGCAACUUCAGGAUACCUAGUUGCUUCGUACCUUGAAUUCAUCAACUUUCAACAAACUGUAUACCUAAUUGGAAGUAAAGGCUUUGCCGAGGAGCUAAGAAACCAUGGAAUCAAACACACUCAAAUUGGUCCAGAUACCAUGGCAACAGACAUGCCAUCGUACGUGAACGGGCAAAUUGAGCUGGAGAGUGAAAUUGGUGCUGUUGUAAUAGGCUUUGAUGAGCACCUGAGCUAUCCCAAAAUUCUUAAAGCAGCUAAUUAUUUAGCUGAUCCAAAUUGUCUUUUCUUGGCUUCAAAUGCUGAUGAGACAUUCCCCAUGGAAAUUCCUUUAGUAGUUCCUGGAACUGGUGUGAUGGUCAAAGCUGUUGAAACAGCAUCACAAAGAACACCCAAAAUAUUUGGCAAACCCUCAACUGCCAUGUUUGAGGCAAUUGCAAAGCAGUGCAAAAUUGACCCCCAGAGGACUUUAAUGAUUGGAGAUAGAUGCAAUACAGAUAUAAGUUUUGGGAAAAACUGUAAAUUAACAACUCUUCUAGUUUUAUCGGGUGUUACGAGUUUGAAACAUCUUGAACAGUACAAACAUAAUGAACAACACAUUCUGAUGCCAGACUUUUAUACAGAUGUUUUAGGAGACAUAUUAGAUUUACUGGAACAAUAACAUAGGUAUUCAAUUUGUGACUUCAUCGGUAGCUUCUGAAAGAGCUUCCUUGAUCUUGUGUAUGACACUGUUUAAUCUGUGGUAGUCCAUUUCUACCGAGAUGGAAUCAAUUUCAGUAUGUAGAGUCAAUUCGAUGAUUGGAGAGUUAAGUGCACUGACUUUGUUGCUCUCCAGUGCCAACUGUAUGUUACAAAUAAAAUUUGUUUAGCAAUGUU
Molecule: messenger RNA, 1182 nt
Organism: Daphnia carinata
Lineage: Eukaryota; Metazoa; Arthropoda; Branchiopoda; Diplostraca; Daphniidae
Product: glycerol-3-phosphate phosphatase-like
Exons: 5
Coding region: 62-967 (301 amino acids)
Cellular component (GO): cytoplasm
Molecular function (GO): phosphatase activity
Source: RefSeq, a predicted model, not a curated record